GGAUACUCUUGGGCUGGGCUUCUAUGUUGCCUGGUCCACAAAGCAUUUCCACUCAAAUUUUUCUAUUUCCGGUUACUACAGAAAUGGAUUCGAUUUAUUUAUGACUUACGAGGGUCCAAUUUCCAGAGCCUAAUUUUUCGAUUGGUGUAGGAGAAGACAGAAGAAGGAUCUGGAAUGUCAUUUCUGUGGGAGAAGAGCUCCACAUGGCGGUGGCUAGUGGCGAAGACGAGGGACUCCAAGCCCUUCUUCCUGACCUUCGCCACCGUGUGCGGUGUCGUGCCGGGGGUCAUCGGCUAUUGCGUUAUGCAGGUCACCAAUUCUGGAAACCCUGAGCUCGAAGCCAAGCUCCGCCAGUCGGCCCGCCCCGAAACCCUGAUGAUGGGCAAAGUUAAUCAAGAGCGGCUGGCGGAGUUUCUUGGGGAACUGAAGAGGAAGGAGGACACUAAUGACAGAUAUGUGGCGGCUUUAAGAGGCGAGACACUCACGAGAAACCCGUAUGUGAGGAUUCAGCCAGUUCCAGGUUCAAGUGCCUCUGAUGUUAAGAAGUAACAAAAGUAGACUGAAAGGUAUCUUUCUUUGGUUAUUGAUGCAUUGUGGAUAUUAAGACACAUCGAAUGGUCUUUUUUGUUGGUUUGGAUUUCUUCAUUCUCCCACCUUGUAAUUUUAUCAACUGGGGAAUUUGGAUCUUUUGAUGUUAGUCCAGCUAUGUCAGGGUUGCCUCUGAAUAAAAUUAAAUUAUUGUGGAUGCAAAUGUAUGAGAACCUACAAUUAACUGGGAUUGUUUUGCAAAUGCAUGAUGCAUCAGAUUUGGAGAUCAAGUACAUCUUUGGGUAUAUUCAGGGUUUCUUGAAUGUUUGACAGCAAUUUCAAGCCAUUUGUGUGCUCCACAUAAUUUUCAUUCUCAUUUUACACUCAUAACACGUAUUAAUAAAAACUAUUAUGAAUUGAAAUUAAG
This is a messenger RNA of Striga asiatica, 955 nucleotides long. The record is from the annotation of a GenBank genome assembly. NCBI's taxonomy places the organism in Eukaryota, Viridiplantae, Streptophyta, Magnoliopsida, Lamiales, Orobanchaceae.